AUGGCGUCCGCAAUCUCGAAACAGACACUGACCAUCGCAGGCAUCGUCCUCAACGUCUUCUCGCAGCCGGACGCGGCGACGCCCGCCGACCCCGUCGCCGUGCUCUUCCUCCUGCACGGCCGGCUCAGCAAGGCAGAGGACGUCGAGCCCGUCGCGCGCAUGAUCCUCGACGAUGUGCAUGCGCGCCGGGCGGCGGCGCCCGCGGGGCAGAAGGCGGACGAUCUGAUCGUGGUGACCUUUGACCAGAGGAACCAUGGGACAAGGCUCGUGGACGGCCUGGCAAACUGGCACUGGGAGAGCGACCCGAAGGCGGAGAAGAAUAACGUGCGCCAUGCGAUCGACAUGUAUGCGAUACAGACGGGGACGGCGCAGGACGUGUCGUUCCUGAUCGACUUCCUGCCGGCGUAUCUCUUCCCGCACGACGAGCGCACGGUGUCGCAGUGGCUCGUGUCGGGCAUCAGUCUCGGCGGGCAUGCGUCCUGGAUCACACUCCGGAACGAACCGCGGGUGAAGCUCGGGAUCCCGAUCAUAGGCUGCCCGGACUUCCUCACUCUCAUGUCCGCCCGCGCGCUCGAGAACGGGCUCGCAGUCGCCCCACCGUACUUCCCCGCGUCGCUGCUCGCGUACGUGCGCGCGCACGACCCCGCGGCCGCGCCGCACACCGUGGACGCGGCGGGAAAGCCGUUCAAGGGGAAGAAGGUGCUCGUGCUGUGCGGGGGCGCGGACACGCUCGUGCCGUGGGCGGCGGGGGAGAAGUUCGUGGGGGAGCUGGAUGUGGGUGAGGAAGGGGUGAAGGAGGUGUGGGUGGAGGAGGGGACGGGGCAUCGGUGCUCGGAGGGGAUGGUUAGUCGUGCGGCGGAGUUUGUGUGGAGGGAGGCGUUGGUGCGGUGA
Trametes versicolor FP-101664 SS1 is the source of this 891-nucleotide messenger RNA. RefSeq lists its product as uncharacterized. Bases 1 to 891 code for a protein of 296 amino acids. The transcript is spliced from 6 exons. The record is from RefSeq and is a predicted model, not a curated record. NCBI's taxonomy places the organism in Eukaryota, Fungi, Basidiomycota, Agaricomycetes, Polyporales, Polyporaceae.